Messenger RNA from Naegleria gruberi, 2202 nucleotides. RefSeq lists its product as uncharacterized. Gene Ontology annotation, molecular function: GTPase activator activity. Gene Ontology annotation, biological process: positive regulation of GTPase activity. NCBI's taxonomy places the organism in Eukaryota, Heterolobosea, Eutetramitea, Acrasida, Naegleriidae. The record is from RefSeq and is a predicted model, not a curated record. The coding region runs from base 1 to 2202 and encodes 733 amino acids. The transcript has 5 exons.
AUGGAUUUUGAAUCAUCACAACAUUUAAAUAUUCAUUCUUCGGAAGAGGAUUUAUCAUUGAUCAGUGAAUCAAGUGGUAAUAAUAAUAAUAAUAACAAUAUCAGCAGCAACAGUAGUAGUAGUAGUGGUACUAUUAGUAAUAUUAGUAGUACAUCAGAUAUUAUUGGAAGUAUUACUUCAUCAAAAACAACUGAUAACGAGGUUUUUGAAAUUAGAGAUUUCUCAACACUUUCAUCAUGGGAAAAAUUAAUAGAUAAAUUUGAACAAUUAAUAUUAGCAUGGUUUAAUAGAUUUUCCAAUUUUCAAUUUACACCCACUGAAACAUUCUUCUAUAAGAGUCAUAUCAUUCAAUUUAAUGGAACUAAAUAUUUAUUUUCAUAUUAUAAUUUUAAUCAAUCAUCUUUAUCAGAAGAAGAACAUGAUCAUCAAAUAGAAAAGGAUUUUCUUCAUAGAUCUCAUCAUUUAACUAGAUGGUUUGGAGUUAAAGAAUUUUUCAUCAUUUCUUUAUAUAACAAUAAUAAUAAUAACAAGCCUUCAUCUUUAUCACCAUUUCAUUCUUAUCAUCAUUCUAAUAAUAAUAAUAAUUCAUCCAAUAAUAAUUCUAAUAAUUCAUCUCAUAAUAAUUCAAAUAACAUUUCAAUUCAAUCAUCAACAAGUUUAUCAUCUGCAUUAUCAGUUUCAUUAUCAAAUUUAAAUAAGAAUGAAAUAUCAUAUUUUAUAUUAUUAAAUAAUGAAUGUUUAAAUUAUAAUGGAAGAUUAAAUUCUAAAAAUAAUCAAGUUACUAAAUAUAAAAGUGAAUCUUUAUAUGAAAAACAAUUAAAUUCUUCAUAUAUAACAUCAUCUUUAAUGAAAUUAAGUGGAAUGAUUGAUUUAUUUUGUAUAAAUUUAGGUAAACAUAUUAGAAUUACAAAUGAAUUAACUAUUAAAUCUAGAUAUACAUUUAUAUUACCAUAUUUAAAUAAUGAACAAGUUGAAGAAGAAGAAGAAUGGAAAGAUUCAGGCUUUGAAAUAUUAUCAGAUCAUGAAAGUGUAGAUUUAGAUGAAGAAUAUUUUGAAAUUGAAAAUGAUGAAAAUUUAGAAUUAAAAGAAAAUAUAAUUAAAAUUAUUGAAAUUUCACCUGGUAAGGAAAUUAAAAUUCCAAAAACACAAAAUCCACCACAAAAUACAGAAGAUGUUAUUGAGGAGGAACGUGAAAUUUUAUCAAAUAUGAUUUCAUCAGAUCAGAGAAUUAGAUUUCAAUGUGAAGGUUUAAUUUCUGAUAUGCAAGCUUUUAAAUUUGUUAAUCCUGGAUGUGAAUUUUCUGAUUUUUUAUUAUGGUAUUCACCUAAAGAUGUUAAAGAUGAAAAUUUAAGUUCAAGAAUGAAAAUGAAUGAAAAUAUUUGGAAGAAAUUUUGGGAAGAAUCAAAGCCUUUACCAAUUUCAAAACAAAAACAAAUUUUUGAUCACAAAUUACAAGCAGAAAAAAUUAUACAUCAAAUUGAAACUAUGGAUUUUGAUAUUAUUUUACAACAAUUAAUGAUAUGUACAUUAACAGGACAUUAUUACAUGUUAAAAGAAUGGUGGAUUGAUUUAAUUAUGGAUAGUACAGAUAUAUUUAGUAAUGAAUUUAAACAAGUUGAUAAAAAAUUAGAUUUAAAUUUACCUUUAAUUAGAAUUGUAGAAAGUAAAUUUUUAAAAACAAAAGAAGAUUUAAAAUUAUUAUCUAAUAAUAGAUUACAAGAUAAUAAUGUAAUUUUACAAUGUGUUGAAAAUAUUCAAGAUUUAGAAUUAUCAAUUUCAAUUAUUUUAUCAAUCAUUUCAAAAAUUUCAAUUCAAGGAAGAAAAUCUUUUAUGGAAAUUUAUAAUUCUUCACAAUUUUUAUUAAUUUCAUUAGAAAAUUUAUUAAUUAAUUCACAAGAUUAUAUUCAAUUUAAUAAUACUAAUAAUAAUAAUACUAAUAAUACUGAUACUAAUAAUGCUAAUAAUAAUAAUAAUGAAAAUAUUAAUGAAAGUAUAUGUGAAUUUAUUAAUGAUCAAUUAGAUUCAAAUUCUAAUAAUAAUAAUAAUAAUAAUAAUAUUGAAAGAGUGAGUGAAUUUAUAUUAAGAUGUACAGCUCAAAGACCAUAUUUAAUAUCAGAACCUACUCAACAAUUAAUGUAUGCUCUCAUAUCAAGAGAUGAAAUUAGAGUUUCAACUGCUUUAACUGAAAAAGUACCUUGGUAA